Messenger RNA from Fundulus heteroclitus (mummichog), 7345 nucleotides. Its product is annotated as kielin cysteine rich BMP regulator. Gene Ontology annotation, molecular function: protein binding. The record is from RefSeq and is a predicted model, not a curated record. NCBI's taxonomy places the organism in Eukaryota, Metazoa, Chordata, Actinopteri, Cyprinodontiformes, Fundulidae. The transcript has 46 exons. Bases 414 to 6737 code for a protein of 2107 amino acids.
CAAGGAAAGAAGAAAAAUGCACUGGGAGACAUCCCUGUCGGUGCCCUCCCACAGACUAAGCACAUGAACUUUUAAUCUAAAUGCCUGCCUUUCCGUUCCCCUCUUUGGCUUUAUUAGAACAUGUGUACAGAAAGUUGCUAAUGUGUUUCAAUUUAGGCCUACUGCAAAGGGGCGAAGCAGGGCCCUGAGGGGGCUCCAGAGAGUGAGACUGCAGAGAAGUGACGCCCUGCCUGUAUCCAGAUGUUUCAUGUUUCCCUCGGCGCGCUCUCUGGAGAGGUCUGACCGCCGUGGAGGAGCGCUGGGAAGUGGCGAGCCUGCAAGUCUCGUCUGUGGCAACAGAUUAAAAUGACAACGGGCCGCAGAACCUUCAUAUAAACUGUUUGGAUUUUGAUCCAUGCCAUUGGUCCUGAAGCAUGGAAAGCAGCAAACUGAGGACGUCGCCGCCGCCGCUGCUGCUGCUGCUCUACUUGCCUUUGCUUUGGUCCCUCGAGAUGCCUCUGCACGGACGCUCUGCCUCGAACCAGGAGAAUGCGAUUGACCUUCUGGCAGCUCUAAACUUAUCUCAGCACCGAAGUGGUGUUUCUAGACUGCACAGUCCAAGUGGCGUAACGUAUAAAAUACGUUCCAGAGCAGCGUACCUGAUCCUUUCCCAGGAACACUCCACAUUCCUGCACUCCAACUUUCACGGCAGCAUUGGCGUGCAUCUGGUUGGACGCCAGGCCUCCGGAUCCAGGGCUACCCUCUUUUCUCUCUCCUCAGCAUCCUCGCCUAUCCUCCAAAUCAUCUCCUCCACCGUCAAUAACUCUCUGCGGUUGGACUUCCACUCUGCUGGAGUAUCGCGCGCCAGCUUUCAUUUUCCAAGGGGAAACCCCGUCGCUCAGGGUGAAUGGGUAGAGCUGGCCGUGAGCCUGGAGCCGGACAGAUUGGUGUUUUAUGCCGAUUGCCAAGACGCUGUAGUCACGGGAAUAAAAAGUGAAGACAGGAUCGAUUUGGACGUUCCGCAUGACGUCGUCAUCGCUCUUGGAAGCACACCAGGGAGACAAGACAGCAAAUUUAACGGAUAUCUGAAGAAAGCAGAAUUAUCACUGAAAGCAUACACGAGGCGUCCGUGGCACUGUGACAACAUUACGGAUGACCUGCCCCUGUCUCAUUACAAAGACACACAUGGUCCAAAUUUCCCGGCUGACACCAGUCAAACGUUCCACCGUGAUGCUCCACCCAGUAAACAUCAAACGGACCGCAGGCCGCAGGAGCAAUCUGACGAGCAUCCCAAGGAUGUCCAGGGAGACCAUCAGCAGAGGGCCGCGGUGCUGGGGCCUCCAGGAUCUCCUCACGGGGUUCAGUCUGUCUCUCAGGAGCAGACAACCCUCAGCUUGGACAGGAGACUGGAGGAGUUGGCUCGUAUGCUAGACAUGGUCAAAGCUCAGAACGCAGAUCUACAAUCCCGUGUGAAAUACCUCGAAGAAUGUGAGUGCGUGAGGCGACAGUGCGUGUGGGAGGGACGCAGGAUGGAGGAAGGCGAGCGCUGGCAGACCGACCACGACACCGCGUGCUUGUGUUCAUCUGGAAAGGUCACGUGCGAACCCCUCAGCAGAAAUCAAGGCUGUGAGCCGGACCCUGUGGUUCACAACGUCUCCUAUGAAGUUCUAGAUGGCUGCCAGACAUGCGGGUGUAAGGGAGGUGACAGGGAGUGCCCCUCACCGCCAUGCCCCUCAGUAGACGGCGCAGUGCAGGAGACGGUACCUGACGACUGUUGCCAACAAUGCAGAGGUUGUACCCAUUCUGGUGUCGGCUAUGAUCAUGGAGCCAAAUGGAGGUCAGCCGAGAAUCCCUGUGAAGUGUGCUCUUGUUUGGAGGGUCACGUUCGCUGUGAGAGGGAGCAGUGCAGCGCCCCCUGCCAACACCCUGCUGCCCCUCCCCCUGGUAGCUGCUGUCCAGUUUGUCAAGGCUGUGGUGUAAAUGGACGUGACUUCCCUAAUGGAGCUGUGAUUCCUACUGGAGACAGCUGUCAGGAGUGUUCAUGUGUGAAUGGAAAUGUCGUGUGCACAGAACUUCGGUGCCCCGCCUUGUCUUGUCGCAGCCCCGUGCAUCGUGCUGGUGACUGUUGCCCUCGAUGCGAAGAGUGUGAAUAUGAGUCAGAGGUCUAUGUGAAUGGUCAGAAGUUCUCAUCAUUGACCGACCCCUGCCUGCACUGCCGCUGCUCUGAAGGCCAGGUGUCUUGUGAGCGAAUGGAGGCCUCUUGUCCCACACUGCAGUGCAGUCAUCCAGCUAAGAGGAAAGGAGAAUGCUGUCCCACGUGCAAAGAGUGUGAGUUUGACAGGAGAGUGUAUGCUGAUGGAAACGUGUUUGUUCCCCCUGGGAAUGGACCGUGCCUGCAGUGCAGGUGUAAGGCUGGGAAUGUAGCUUGUUAUGAAGAAAAAUGCUCUCCUGUCCGGUGCUCCAAUCCAGUCAUUGAUCCUCAUCUGUGUUGUCCAGUCUGCAAGGCAUGUGUGCACGAGGGAGUUGAAUAUGAAGACAGCUCCACUUGGCAACCAGACGGUCCGUGCUCCAGUUGCACCUGCGUGAAUGGGGAGACCGUAUGCGCACCCGUGCAAUGCCCACCCACUGAGUGUUUGCAUCCCACCAAGAUCACAGGUUCCUGCUGUGAAAUAUGUGAUAGCUGCACCUACAACCAUCGGAUUUACAGCAACGGACAGAGAUUUACGACCCCCGACCAGCCCUGCCACUUAUGCAGCUGUUUGAGCGGUAACGUUCACUGUGAGAGACGAUCCUGUCCUCCACUAAACUGCACCAAUUCCUACACCCCUCCCGGAGAGUGCUGUCCCAAAUGUCCAGACUGCUCCCUCGACAACCGUGUGUUUGUGAAUGGAGAGGCUAUUCCUAACCCUGUGAGUGAGUGUGAGGAGUGUACGUGUGUGAGCGGAAGGGUGGACUGCCAUCAAACGCACUGCCCCCAUCCUCGAUGUAAUGCCCCUGUGCCUGGACCGUGCUGCCAGAAUAACUGCAAUGGCUGCAGCUAUGCUGGGAAAGAGUAUCCCAAUGGAGAGGACUUUCCUCAUCCGACAGAUCAAUGCAGGACAUGCAGCUGCGUGAAUGGGAAUGUCCAAUGUCUAAUGAGGAGGUGUCCACCAUUGCAAUGCUCUAAUCCUAACAUGAUCCCUGGAGACUGCUGCCCCCAGUGUCCAGACCCUCCAUCAGAUUGCAUAUUAGAGCAAAGGUCCUACAGACACACUGAGCGUUUCCACCACCCGGCUGACAGCUGCCAAACGUGCGCCUGCAACGACGGGACGGUCCGCUGUCACCGUAAACCCUGCCCCUUCGCCGCCUGCUCUCACCCCAUCACGCAGGACUGCUGCCGCACCUGCGAAGGCUGCUUAUACCAGGAUCGAGAGCGAGCCAACGGAGAGACGUGGGAUGAUCCCUCAGACCCGUGCGCUGUCUGCGUUUGUCGCCAAGGUUCUGUGCAGUGUGAGAGGAAACGUUGUCCACCGUCCAACUGCAACCAUCCAGUCAGGAGGGAUUGCUGCAUGUCGUGUGAGGGAUGUACAUUUAAUGGUAAAGAAUAUCCGGAUGGCACCGAGUUUGCUGAUGGCCAAGACCCGUGCGGUGUGUGUUACUGCUAUGGAGGAGAUAUCACCUGCACCAAGUUACCCUGUUACGGAGAUUGUAGCCACCCGUACAAACCACCUGGGCAAUGCUGUGGAGAAUGUGAACGUUGCUUCUAUAACAGUAUGGUCCUUGAUAACGGACAAUCCAUUGCUGACCCAGGAAACCCUUGCUCUGAAUGUACAUGCCAGAGUGGUACGGUGAGAUGUUCGAAGAAGCCAUGUCCAGCGGUUCUCUGUGCUUAUCCAGUCACCAGCCCAUGCGGAUGCCCCAUCUGUGACGGUUGUCAUUACGAGGGCGUUACGUACUCUGACAAGCAGAGUUUCCCAGGGGGAGCACAAGGCUGCCAGGACUGCACAUGCUCAAGAGGGGAGGUAGUGUGCACUUCCCGAAGAUGCCCUUCUCCACAAUGUGCACACCCGGCGCUGGAUGGCUGUGCAUGUGGAGUGUGUGACGGAUGUAGCUUCAAUGGGCGGGACUGUCAAAAUGGAGAGCGAUUCUCCCAUCCUGAAGACCCCUGUCAGACCUGCUCCUGUCUGAACGGUGGUGUGGUGUGCGCCCAAGUCUCGUGUCCUAGCGUUGCUUGCAGGCACCCAGUGAUGCUUCCAGGGGGGUGCUGCCCUGUCUGCACGGGAAGGUGUUUCCAUCAGGGUGCAGAGUAUCAGUCCGGCUCCACCUUCACGUCACCCUCUGAUCCCUGCUCGACAUGUUCCUGUCUGAAUGAAGUGGUGACCUGUCAGAGGAGAUCCUGUCCAGUUCAAUGCUUGCAUCCCACCCGUUCUGAUGCUUGUUGUCCUGUUUGUGAUUCCUGCCUCUAUGAGGGCGUUGAGCAUCUUCAUGGUCACACCUUCCAAUCCCUAUCCAAUCCCUGUGAGCGCUGCACUUGUGUCAGAGGAACAGUUUCCUGUGUCUCUCCCAGCUGUCCGUCAACACCGUGCGAUAACCCAGUUAUCCAGCCAGGAAGGUGUUGCCCUGAGUGCACAGAGUGCGUGGUUAAUGGACACAAGUAUAAUGAUGGACAGACAAUGACCCUAAGUUCAAACACCUGCUCCACCUGCACUUGCCAGAAAGGUACGGUGCAGUGUGAACCUCAGGAGUGUCCCGAGCUGCCCUGCCCUCACCUGGUGACAGAUGCAGGUUCCUGCUGUCCCCACUGUAGAGGUUGUGUCUACGAUGGAGAGGAACAUCCAGAAGGCAGCAGCUGGUUUGCAGAUUCCACCCCGUGCAUGACUUGUACGUGUGUAAAUGGGGUGACUACCUGCUCUGAAGUGCGUUGUGCAUCUCCGUGUGCCAACUUACGUACGGUGCCCGGGGAGUGCUGCCCAGUGUGUGCUGAUUGCAUAUUUGAGGGCAGAGUGUACGGUCCAGGGGACAGUUUCCAUCCAGCCAAUGAUCCCUGUCAGACCUGCACAUGUGAGGUGACGCCAGAUGGAGAGCAACACUUGAAGUGUUAUAGGAAGCAAUGUCCCUGCCUGGUAGACUGUCCCAAGAGCAAUAUCUUAUUUUCCGGACCAGAUUCCUGCUGUCCCGUCUGUGCACAGCCUCUCACUAACUGUACAAGCACACUCACUGGCAAUGAGGUGUCGGCAACAGAUGACCCCUGCUUUACCUGUCAGUGCAAGGACCUGACGUGGACGUGCCUGCAACAAACAUGUCCAGAGCUCAGUUGCCCUCAUAAUGAACAGCACACUCCCCCGGAUUCAUGCUGCCCUGUGUGCAACGAAUGCGUGAUUGAGGGUCAGGGUCGGCGCAUCGCUAGCGGCGCCAGCUGGAAAGACAGCGAUGAUGAUUGUGUCACAUGUACAUGUUAUUUGGGCCACAUUGAGUGCAGCGUUGAAGAGUGCCCUGCCGCACUGUGCAGAACCGGGCAAACAUCAGUAAAGCUUCCAGGAAAAUGCUGCAACGAAUGCCAAGAUUCGAAGGAGUCUUGCUUGUACCAAGGAACCGUGUAUCACUCUGACGAACAGUGGGAGCUGGAUGAAUGUACCAGCUGUACGUGUGUGUCCGGAGACGUCCACUGUCGGAGUGAACGCUGUCCUCCUCUCACCUGCGCAGCAGAUGAGAUGCCUGCAGUCAUUCCAGGUUUGUGCUGCCCACACUGCCUUUCUCGUCCAGCUACCUGUACCGCCUUUGGGGAUCCUCACUACCGCACCUUCGAUGGGCGCAUGUUUCACUUCCAGGGGACGUGCACGUAUAUCCUGGCGAUGGAUUGUAAAGGUGAAGACUUCAGAGUUCUUGUGACAAAUGAUGAUCGCGGGCGUAAAGGAGUGUCCUGGACCAAGGAGGUGACCGUCUUAAUAGGAGAUGUCGCAGUACAGCUGCUCCAAGAAUUUGUUGUGAAGGUGAAUGAAGAGGUUAUCACUUUGCCUUUUCUAAGAGAGCCUUACAUUUAUAUAGAGCAGCAGGCCAACACUGUCCUACUCAACACUAACAUUGGAUUAAAGGUGCUGUGGAGUCCCCGCUCACACCUGGAAGUGAGCGUGCCAGGCUCCUACAGGGGCCACACUUGUGGUCUUUGUGGAAACUUCAACAAGUAUCCCCAAGAUGACCUCCAGAUGUCCACUGGCCAACUCACCCAAUCAGAGUCUGAGUUUGGCAACAGUUGGAGGAUGACGAGUGGAUCCUAUUCGGUUUCAUCUUGUCGUCCCGGCGAAGAUGUUGAUCCCUGUAAAAGUGCAGGAUACCAGGCUAGGAAAGGGGCCAACGCCCGGUGUAAAGUUCUCAAGUCUGCUGCCUUCAAGCCGUGUCACCGCGUUGUUCCACCUGAACCGUGGUACGGCGCCUGCGUCUAUGACCUGUGUGCCUGUGGGGCCAAUAGUGACGAGUGUCUGUGUGACACGCUGGAGGCCUAUGCCAGCCAGUGCAGAGAAGCAGGAGUCAACCUGCAGUGGAGGAGCACAUCACUGUGUGCUGUGGGCUGUCCUGUGGAGAGGGGCUUCGUGUUUGACGAGUGUGGUCCACCUUGCCCCGUAACAUGCUAUAAUGCUCACGUACCACUGGGGGUGAUAGAGAGCCACUGCUUUAAACCCUGCGUCCCGGGAUGCCAGUGUCCUGCUGGUCUGGUUCUCCACGACCACUACUGCAUUCAGCCAGAGAAGUGUCCCAAGGUCAUACACGACAGCGCUUCGUGAUGCUCGAACUGCUCGGUUGCAGAUCAGGGACCACUCACAUGCACAAAGGCAUGCUUUUUUUUUAAAAGAUGUAUACAUAAUGGCUUAAGAGAAAUAUGUUUUUAUAACUAGCACUGAGUAUUUAAACAGCACAUGUUGUUUCCUACUUGUAUUUUUUAAUAAAUAUGCAAAAGUGUUAUCAACCAUAAUAAAAGCACUUGUUUUACUAUGCAGGUUAAAAAUGUGCAAUGUCUGACUGUAUGUACAAAAGGCAGCAUGAUCUCAGGUUCCCUUCAUUUUAUAAUUUUCAAAUAAACUAAAUUUUAAUGUUGUCUUUGUUUCAUUUACUUUUGCAACACAAAUCAAUUUGCUGUUUAAUGAUUAAUAUUCUCCUGAUACUGCAGUUUUUAUUAUGAAAAUAUCCCAUUCAGAGAUUAGGAAUAAAAUGUACUUAUUUAUUUUUUAAGUGGUGUUCAGAGGUUGCUACAUUAACGAGGGAACCAAGCAUUGGGUUAAUGAUUGCAAAAGGGUUUAUUUGUUUCCUUCGAAAGAGAACAGACCUAAAUGUUCGUGGCAUUUCAGGCAUAUGUAGAGAAGUUGGAUGCCUACACGAGCCAAGGCUCUACAAA